Molecule: messenger RNA, 1662 nt
Organism: Spodoptera litura
Lineage: Eukaryota; Metazoa; Arthropoda; Insecta; Lepidoptera; Noctuidae
Gene: Ssl1
Product: general transcription factor IIH subunit 2 Ssl1
Biological process (GO): regulation of transcription by RNA polymerase II; nucleotide-excision repair; DNA-templated transcription
Cellular component (GO): transcription factor TFIIH holo complex; transcription factor TFIIH core complex
Molecular function (GO): zinc ion binding
Source: RefSeq, a predicted model, not a curated record
UCAGUGUCACUAUCUAGUGUCAAAUAUUGUAUACUUGUGUCUGUAUCAUCGUUUUAUUUUGAAUUGUUAAUUGUAAAUAGUUUUUAUUAAACAUCACUGAAAAUCUUGUAAUUUCUAAACUUUUAAAUUUACUACUGUAUUUGGUUUCACACUACACAUAAUGGCUGACGACGAGCAAGAUACCAAAGAGUACCGGUGGGAGACAGGUUAUGAGAAGACUUGGGAGGCUAUUAAAGAAGAUGAGGAUGGUUUGGUGGAAGGAUUGGUGGCGGAGUUUGCACAGAAAGCAGCUCGUAAGGCUGUUGUACCUCGUCGUGGUCCCGUCAGGCUGGGAAUGAUGAGACAUGUUCUAUUGGCUGUGGAUUGUUCAGAAGCCAUGAACUCACAGGAUCUAAAACCAUCUAGAUUUCUUUGCACAUUGAAAUUGCUAGAAAAGUUCAUAGAGGAGUACUUUGACCAGAAUCCAUUAAGUCAACUUGGUUUAGUUUUAAUGAAAAAUAAAAGGGCUGAGAAACUUACAGAGCUGUCUGGUAAUGUUAGAAAACAUUUGAAAGCUUUACAAGGGUUAACAGAAAUGUCUCUUAAUGGUGAGCCAUCACUACAGAAUACUUUGGAGUUCGCUGGUCGAGUCCUGAAACCCUUACCUGCACAUGCAUCAAGAGAAUUACUGGUGCUGUUUGCAUCACUCACCACUUGUGAUCCAGGAGAUAUAAAUAUCACUAUACAGGCUCUGAAAACUGAAGGAAUAAGAUGUUCAGUGAUUGGUUUAGCAGCAGAAGUGAGGAUAUGUAAGAAGUUGUGUCAAGAUACUGGCGGAGAAUAUGGGGUGGUGUUAGAUGAUGUACACUAUCGUUCCCUGUUACUGGACUCCACGAGUCCACCACCCCGAGCGCGGGCGUUGGAUGCGGGUCUAGUUAAGAUGGGCUUCCCACAUUCUGCUCCACAAACCAACCAAACUGACCCCGGGACGAAUGCUGAUCCACCUAUUACUGUUUGUAUGUGUCAUCUAGACGACGGUGAAGGAGUAGGCGGUGAAGGGCACCUAUGUCCGCAAUGUCGCAGCAAGUAUUGUUCGCUGCCAGCCCAGUGCCGGACCUGUGGACUUACCUUAGCGUCGGCGCCUCAUCUAGCCAGAUCAUAUCACCAUUUAUUCCCUGUGGAGCCGUACGAAGAAGUAGCAUAUGAGGGACAAGCGCAAUACUGCUUUGCCUGCCUUAGGAACUUUACAGAUCUCGAUAAACAGGUGUACAGAUGUGGGCGGUGUCACGAGUUCUACUGCUGGGAGUGUGAGAGUGUGGUCUCCACGACGAUACACGUAUGUCCUGGCUGCGCGUCACGACCCCAUCUCUACCAACGACUGCCUGACACUUCAUGACCGCACCCUACAAGUAUCUAAAAUAAUUAGGUUUUGCUCACAUAGUUUUUUAUCGAGGUAACCCGACUGGUUUCAAGCCACGCUGGGGACGCAUAGCCGUGAGCAGCAUUGGAUAAACGACAGGGUGAGCGUCACGUGGCCAACUCAAAGCAUAAUUAAUUAAAUAAUAUGUCUCACAAGACUUACAAAACAUAUAAAAAAAAUAGUUAAUAUAACCAUUGGUCUCUGGUUGUAAAGUUUCCAAUAUGUAACGGCUUCUAAGUGAUGAAUUAAAAAUAAUAUUCAGA